Molecule: messenger RNA, 2625 nt
Organism: Epithele typhae
Lineage: Eukaryota; Fungi; Basidiomycota; Agaricomycetes; Polyporales; Epitheliaceae
Exons: 9
Coding region: 1-2625 (874 amino acids)
Source: RefSeq, a predicted model, not a curated record
AUGGCGCUCGUCUUUGCGUUGUUCGCGCUCGGUCUGUUCUCGAUUCCACAGAUCGAGGCUGGCAUUAUCCCUACGACUUCCCUCUCCGACUGGGAUCUGCUGGCAUCGCCAACUCCCGCUCCACCAGACACUCCACCUGGCGCCUACCUCCAUCUCUUCCCACGCUCCGACAGUCCACCGCGCGAGUUCAACAAGCGCUGCAUUUCCACGGAUACGCCAUCUUCGACGAGCCAAACCACAGUCCGAGUACGACUGUCGCACCUCUACCUCAGUUUCGACAACGUUGACGAGCUCGGACACCGCGACGAUGGCCUCCACAAGCACAACGUUCACCAAUACUCCGUCGAGUACAACGUCAAUGUCGACCGACACGUCGACCAGCACCACCUCGACGGGCACGUCAACAAGUACUACAUCGACCGAGUCGUCAGCAAGUACUACCGGGUCAUCGAAAACCAGCACACAAACGUCGGAAGGCGCUACAGAGACGUCCACAAGCUCAACCCAUACGUCGAAAAGUGCCACUUCCACCGACACGUCCCCUCUUCCCUCUUCGGACUCUACCGCACUUCCACCAACUUCUAUAAUUUCGAAUACGGACACAUCGAACCCGACUUCGGACUCGACCCUUGCUUCCACUUCACUUCCUACCGUCAUACCAACAUCCCUCCCAUCCUCCCGUCCGACGUCCAUCUCAACGUCAGUACCCAUUUCCAUCUCCGCCAUAGCCUCACCGCGGAUCCUAUCACAAGCACGCCGCCGGUAUUGUCUCCAAGCUCAAGCACCUUGUCGGGCGUCAUCACCACUGUGGAGACUACGACGCUCACUACGAACGGCCAUUUGACCACCAAAACGUACACCACGGUCAUCCCCACCGGCAACCUCAUUCCAGGAGAUGGGAAUAACCCGAACGUCUUUGCUCACAGCAAGGGGGCUCUAGCUGGGUUGAUCGUAGGUUGCGUGGCUGUCGCCGGCGUCAUCCUCGCGUUGGCUAUCUUUGCUUCCCGGCGUCACCGUGUACGCCAUGCUGAAAACGCCGCCCUCAACAACUGGAGUAACCGUGCGAUGACCCUCGACGACGAAGCAGCACCCGGCUCGGAGACACACUUCAUCGGCGCCGGAUCUGCUUCCCGCAGCGGUCCGUUGUAUGAUCGACUCCGUGGUGGAAACAACCCCGGCUCACCCGGCGCGGAAGGCGACAGUAGCCUCAGCAGCGCUGACGGCCGCGCCCAGGGCACCGCCGGUGGGGGCCUCCUCCCUCCCAUCCCGAUGCUCAACCCGAUCGGCGAUGGCGAGAGCGCGAUGCUCAUGCACCCCGCCAACCGCUCCGCCACGGAGUUCAACGAGCCCGACCUCGCGAAGGCGCACCCGCCCCCGCCCAAGUCGCCCGCGCUCUCGGAGAUCGUCGCGGCAGUGGGUGCAGGCCCCGCAGACGGCGCGACGUGGGUCGGCGGCCACCCGGCGCUUUCGUAUCAGUCCAUGCGGCAGGGCUCGCCGAUCUCUCCGUCGUCGCCCUCUCCGGUGCUGCGCCCUGCGAGCGAGGACUCGGUCUACUCGGAUGACGUCUUGUCGAUGCGGCAGUCCACGGGCAGCCCGGACUUGGCGUCGGACACUGCGGCGGUUGCGGCCCUCGGAGGGCUCUACUCCGCCUACCAUCCCAGCGUGUCGUCGCACGACCACGACCGGUCCUCCGGCCACGACCACUCUUCCGCACACGGGCAUUCGUCUUCCGCGCACGGCCACGGCGCGGGCUCCUCGUCAGGCGGGCACGGCAGUUCCAGCGGACACCGCGCCUACCUCGGCUCGCACGACAGCCACCAGCCGCUCAUCCCGCACUCGCCCCUGCUCUCACGCAGCCCGCCGCCUAUCGCUCCCCCCUCAAGCCUCCUGCCCACACACCGCCAGAGCAGCGCCGCGAGCAGGCGCCGCGGCCCCACCGAGGACGACGAGGGCGAAGACCGCCGGAACAGCCGCGUCAGCGGCCUCUUCGACCGCUCCCUCCGCGGCCUGCGCCUCCGCUCCGCCCGCGGCAGCAUCACCUCACUCUCCUCGACCUCCCCCGCGCCCGUCUCCUCCCCGUCCGCGAGCACGACCCUGCUCGCGAACGUGAGCCCGCGCGCGUCCACACACGCGUUCGCCUCUGCGCCCGCGCCUGCACCCGCGGCCGAGCCCCCGCGGCCUUCGAGCAUAUAUCGCCCACAGAGCCCGGCGCUCGCUGGCGUCCUCCGGCGCACGUCCGCGGCGUCGUCGAUCCCCGCGGGUGCCGCGCCGCCCGCCGUGCCGGCGGCGCGCGCGCCGUGGGCCUUGGCGCUGGGCCCGCUGCCGGAGCCGAGCCCCGCGCUCACGGAGGGCUCGAGCACGCACGCGCCGGACGGGCUGCUCGACCCGCGGUUGGGCCUGCUCGGCCAGCACGGGAUGCGGAGCCAGGGCGCGAUCAGCUUCCGGGACGACAUGGACUACUCGCGGCCGAUUGGCGGGCUCGUGAACAACCGGCAGGACAGCCGGAUGACGAUCCAGACGGUGUCGUCGACGGUGGACACCCUCCCGCGGCCGUCGCUCGAGUCCCGCGACACGGAGACGACGGAGAUGGCCGGACGGCUGGACGGACGCGGGCAGGCGUUUUAG